Molecule: messenger RNA, 700 nt
Organism: Moneuplotes crassus
Lineage: Eukaryota; Ciliophora; Spirotrichea; Euplotida; Euplotidae
Source: the annotation of a GenBank genome assembly
UAUGAAUAACGUCUACAUUAAGGGAUCGCCUAUACGAGUAGGUUUAGCCAACGCUAAACUCUCGAUACCAAAGAUUAGGCUAAAGAAGUCUUCUCAUUUCAGAAUGAUCAACUCAAAAAGGACAAAGCAUCAGAAAAUUAGGCUAAAGAUCAGGAACGAACUAGAUAGUAUGCAUAGAGUAAAUCUUCCGGCAGGAAGCCGUUCUCGGCUUGCCGUUCGGAACUCGAUUACUCCGAUGAAUUAUACUAAAGAGUACUGUACCAAAACUCCAGACCGGAGGGAGCCAACCCCUCCGCCUAAAAUUUUUAAGAACAAGAAGCAGAAUACGAGAUAUCACUGAAUGCUGCAAGGGUUCUUUAAAAAAAUACACGAGAAUGACCAGAGUAGAAAUUCUCUGAAGAAAGAAGUACGCACUGUAGCGUAUUAAAACUAGUUAAGAACCAUCAACGAAGAUCUGUCGUUAAGAAUGAAUCAAAAAGAGUUGCUAAUGGAAAGGUUAGACGAGUGAUCUACUCACGAGCUGCAAAUUAUAAAACCAUUGAAGAUGCUUCAGAAUGAAGGUCUCAAACAUUCCUGAAGAACACCCCUGUACAUAGAAGUAGCUUCAACAUUCGUAUUAAGAAGUCCUACUGAAUAAAAGAGCAGAAGAAGAUGCUAUUUCACCGUAAAAAUAGUACUAAUUGCUAAAAUUCUGGAAAUU